ACGCCUACUAAAACUGCAAAGAUAAAAAAUGACAAGAGGAACAAGCUGUGCUGGUUGGGAUGGUACUGUCCUUUGGAUUAGUUUUGGGCUCAUUUUUGUUGGAUUGGCGGUGUUCGUGUUCUUCUCUUUCCUGAAUAGGAGAAGACGUUUGAAAAAGAACUGCUGCUGUGGAACCCCUGGACUAUUCCCGCCUUUGGAUUUUUUGACCGGUCAUCCCAGUAGGCUAGUACUAACACUAACAUUAAUGGCACUCUCUGGGCAUGUAGUGCAAAACACAAUACUCCAGCCAGUCCUGUUUACUGACCGCAGCAACACUGUUAGUCAAAUAAUAUCUGCUGUUGUUCGAUUGGGAUGGAUCGUGUAUGCUGCCUUCCUGUUCCUACCAUCAGUCACGUGUUCAGCUACUGUGAUACCAAUCAUUGGCUAUACAAUAGGGUCUCUCUAUACAGGAUUAUUGAUUGUGUGGUACGCAUUGUGGGUGCACUCCUUUAGGCUAGGUUGCCUUUAUUUUUCAACAGAAAUUACGGUUGACACACCCGAGAUAUCAACAACUGUGGUUGGUAUCACACCAGUGAUACUCUGUCUUGCUGGUGUACUGAUCUGGUAUGUGGUGUCACUCGUGAAGGAAAUUUGGAAAAAAAUUAAAGGACAGAGCAGCUGGAUUCAGUCUCAUCCAACCCUUCACUUUAACAGCUACAAAUAUUUAAAGUUUUUAUUAAACAAAGAGAAGACACUUGAUAAUAGGAAGGAUCUGGCUAUGAGAAGUGGAGUAUUACAUAAAAUAAAGAAUAAAAUUUACACUAAUCGACCAGGAUUUGCAUAUCCUCUGAGACUUAUAGUAUCAUUGGGUGGAGCUUCCAUUGUACUGUUUGAGCUUUCGUUUUUGCUCAUCACACAAUUCUUAACAAUCACUGACAAUAUUCUCAUGAGAUUGGACACCAUUGCUAACAACAGCUGCAAUGAUCCUACCAGCAUCAUGGAUAGCACUAAUAACACUCUACUGUGUGAUUUUCUUGAAUAUAGACAAGAUAUUAUUAUUGGAUUUUCUGUAUUUUUAAUAAUGGGCCCAUUCAUUGCCUUUCCAUUUUCUCUACUUCAGUUGCUGCCUAUUUUGAAGAAUGCAAGGACUCAUUUGCUCCAGGGAUUCAAAGGGGAUAAAAGCUUUAUACCAAAAGGUGUCGAAUUCUCUCCAUCAUUUAUCAUAGCGUCUACUAUAAAAUAUCCUGGCUAUCAAAUCGGGUACAUUGUGCUAGGUUGGAUGCUAUAUGCUCUUACAGUUUGGCUGUUUGGUGUACUCCUUUUAGCAGUUGUGUUUGCAUUUGUGUAUGCAUAUGCAGCAGUUCUACUCAUCAUUAGCUCAAUUAUUUUAACAAUAAUCAUCAAUAUUUUUAUUCAAGUUCUGAUAAACGUGACAUGUAAGUUUGUGUUUGUUGAAGAAAAAGGAAAAGAACAGAUCAUCCUUACUAACAAGCGUCUAUACCACAUUACUAGUUAUCUAUUGUAUUGCUAUAAUGGACUACUCGGCUUGGGCUCUUCCAUUGGACGUAUGGUCUUUGCAGCUGGACAGGGAUUGGUCUUAGCACCAAGACUUGAUAUAUCUGGAAUGAAGAAACCAAAUUUAGAUAAAGGCCAUUUGACGUACUUGGGCUUUAUACAGUUGGAGUUGAUACAGAACAAUGCUAUUGUUCAUGUCUUUGUUGAUAUAUUGUCAGAAAGUGUCAAAGAACGAAAUAGAAACGGACAACAUAAAGAGAAAUUCAAUUACCUACAAGCUCAGGAGAGUGGUGAAAAUCGACGAUCUGUGACAGUUGAAAUAAAUGGAGGCAGCAUUGAAGAGCUGGAGAGUUAUUCAGAGGCAAAGCAAGGUCAUUCUAGUACAAUAGUUUCAGCUACUGUGUAUGACUUGUUUGGAGGAUCAAGGCCAAGAGUGUCACAGAGAGCUUUCAAUCGAUGGCAUUUAGCCUACAUGCUAAUGAAGAAUCCUUCAAUUAGGAACACUAGGAGCUGUACUCUGAAUGAGUUUAAAUAACUGGUGCAUUUUUAUUGAAAAUAAAUUAAAAAGAAUUUUUUAAUUAUUUUAUUGUAAUUAGUUGUUUUGUCUCUUUUUUGGUGCAGUUAAAUUAUCUUCUAUUUCUUCCUCUGCCCUAUA
Molecule: messenger RNA, 2149 nt
Organism: Amphimedon queenslandica
Lineage: Eukaryota; Metazoa; Porifera; Demospongiae; Haplosclerida; Niphatidae
Product: stimulated by retinoic acid gene 6 protein homolog
Exons: 19
Coding region: 29-2029 (666 amino acids)
Biological process (GO): vitamin A import into cell
Cellular component (GO): plasma membrane
Molecular function (GO): signaling receptor activity; retinol transmembrane transporter activity
Source: RefSeq, a predicted model, not a curated record